Molecule: messenger RNA, 1622 nt
Organism: Syngnathoides biaculeatus (alligator pipefish)
Lineage: Eukaryota; Metazoa; Chordata; Actinopteri; Syngnathiformes; Syngnathidae
Gene: ccdc117
Product: coiled-coil domain containing 117
Exons: 5
Coding region: 649-1548 (299 amino acids)
Source: RefSeq, a predicted model, not a curated record
GUCGUUUCUUUGCUGUGUCUUACCCUUUGUUGACUUUUGUUAAAGGAACAGAGCGGGGGGUGCUGCUGCUUCGUCAACAACUACAACUCCCAUAGUUCCUUGCGCGUUUUCCAGAAGCUUGUGGAUUCUUCCGGUGCGUGUUUUUUUUUUUUUUUUUUGCUAUCCUCGAUUCAGCUCACGGCGAGUUUACUGCGCGUUGAGGGGGGAACCCAACCUUGGACGCUGCUCGCAAGUGUGCUCACCUUAUUCGGUUCGUAAGGUUGGACGUGUUUCGUCUUUUAUUCGAUUGUGUUGAUGUGGCGUCGAACGGGGCGGACGCGAGCUCGCCAAAGGCAAACAAAACAACGUUGAGAACGUGAUGAAAGGGGGUUGGGCGCCGGGUUGCAUCUGGUCGUCCCACCGCGGUCUUAUUUUUAGCCACCCCCAAGUUGCUGUUUAUCCGCACGAUAAUGCUGUCAUUGUGGGUUAUUCUUGUCGUGACGAUCGCGGCACAUGAGAUGAGUGGUGUUGUUUUAAUGCGCAGCUGAGGGGAAUCACAGUUGGCUCAUUGAUCACUUUUUUUUUAACUAACAUUAAAGUUACAUUAGUUACAUUUAUUAAGUUCUCCAUAGUGAAGCGGGGGGUGGGGAAGUUUUUCCCCGAUCAAAAAUGUCUUCAGUUAUCUUUCCACGUUUCAUUUCCAAUGUUUUUUUAUUAAAUGCUAAUUUCGCCGACCGGAUCAUCAUGCAUCACAUGGCGCCCCCAAGCAGCCAACUGGGUUUCCCACCAAGCAUGUACACCUUCUCGGGCCCCACGAGCCUGCCCGAGUUCGAUCUCGGACCUCCGAGUGCAACUGGGCAUCUACCAAGUGGUACGCUGUCAAACAACAGUUGGGAGACACGAUGCCUCAGGAAGCACAGGAGGAGAGUUGAUGAUGAAGGAUGUCUUGCCAAAAGGAGGAGAUUAACAGCAGAGGCUGAAUUGGACAUUCCACGCACCGCCACCAGGAGUCUCGACUGGCCCCCUCCAAACAACAGUCCUCCCUCGUGCACCCGACACGUCAGCCAUGCUCCUCCACAGCCGUGCCCCCCACCUCGCAAUCGGGGUCCGCUGCAUUCGUCCUCUCUAUCCCGACCUGAGACCGAGAGCUCCUGCAUGGAGAUCGAGGCGGCUCAGAGGAGGCUGCGGGAGAUCGAGAACAGAAUAACGCUGGAGGACGACGAUGAGGAUCUCGAUGUGGAGCCAGCCCCAAGAAGGCCGGUGCUGGUCAUCUCAGACAGUUUGAAGGAAGGCCUGCAGAGGGGCAUCAGCGACAUUCUCCCCCACACAGUAGCCCAGUCUGUGAGCCAUUCCUGCAUGGAGCUGGUGUUGUGGCGGCCGCCCGAAGACCCGCUCUGUCGCCGGCUCAAAGGCUCCCUACAGAAACAGAGGAAACAACAGACUGUUUUGCGACAGCCCCCCACCCCGUGUCCUUCGCCCACGCCGCACAGCGCACCCCCCGACGCAGGCUGUCCUCUGCGGAACUUCCCAGUCGCAGAAAGCUGCGGGGAGGAGGACAUGGAAAUGUAAGAGAAGGCGUGGCACGGCCCGGGUGCGUCCAGGUACCCCACGCUUCAGGCUAAUUAGGUCACCCGGAAAAUGUU